This is a messenger RNA of Colias croceus (clouded yellow), 2511 nucleotides long. It is a transcript of the gene Cdk1, whose product is annotated as cyclin-dependent kinase 1-like. Gene Ontology annotation, biological process: mitotic G2 DNA damage checkpoint signaling; protein phosphorylation; G2/M transition of mitotic cell cycle. Lineage: Eukaryota; Metazoa; Arthropoda; Insecta; Lepidoptera; Pieridae. Gene Ontology annotation, molecular function: ATP binding; RNA polymerase II CTD heptapeptide repeat kinase activity; cyclin-dependent protein serine/threonine kinase activity. Gene Ontology annotation, cellular component: nucleus. The coding region runs from base 172 to 1116 and encodes 314 amino acids. The record is from RefSeq and is a predicted model, not a curated record. The transcript is spliced from 8 exons.
UUCGUUAUUCGUUAGAAACAAACCGUAAACGCGUACCUUACUUUCAUUUUUUUUUUAAUUACAAAACACUGGUAAUUGAUGUUUUUUCUCUAGUUUUUCUCAAAUAACCUCAUUAUUAGUAAAUUGCCUUCACAUUGUUAUUUGAGAUUGUAACAAAAUUCAAACAUUAAAAUGGAUGAUUUCAUGAAAAUAGAAAAGAUCGGUGAAGGUACUUACGGUGUUGUGUACAAAGGUAAAAACAAAAUAACAGGACAGUAUGUGGCUAUGAAGAAAAUACGAUUGGAAUCGGAAGACGAAGGUGUACCUUCUACAGCUAUAAGAGAAAUUUCUUUGCUCAAAGAAUUGAACCACCCAAAUAUUGUGAAAUUAGAAGAUGUUCUCAUGGAAGAGAAUAAGCUGUAUUUAAUUUUUGAGUUUCUUUCCAUGGAUCUCAAAAAAUACAUGGAUUCAUUGGGAUCAGGCAAAUUCAUGGACCCAUUGACCGUGAAGAGCUACUUAUACCAGAUAAACAGUGCUAUCCUGUACUGCCAUCAACGUCGCAUCCUGCAUCGUGAUCUCAAGCCACAAAACUUGCUCAUUGACAAGACUGGUAUUAUUAAGGUAGCGGACUUUGGUCUGGGGCGUACAUUCGGCGUGCCGGUGCGAGUGUACACGCACGAAGUAGUCACGCUGUGGUACAGAGCUCCCGAAGUGCUGCUCGGGGGACAGAGAUAUUCCUGUCCCAUUGACAUGUGGUCCAUUGGGUGUAUCUUCUCAGAGAUGUCCUCCAAGAAACCACUGUUCCAGGGUGACUCGGAGAUUGAUCAACUCUUCCGUAUUUUCAGAAUGCUAAGGACUCCGACAGAAGAAAUUUGGCCGGGAGUUUCAUCUCUGCCUGAUUACAAGCCCACUUUCCCCAACUGGACAACAUUCAAUCUUCAUAAUCAUGUACAAAACCUCGACGAAGUGGGCAUGGAUCUGCUCCAAAAGAUGCUCGUCUACGACCCGUGCAGGCGCAUCACAGCGCGAGACGCGAAGCGACACCGCUACUUCAGAGACGUGACUCUGCCCCCCGGCCUCACAGUGACCGAGGCUUAUGUGAAGCAAGCGGGCGCUGAACCAGUUGCCACUGUGUGAUGUAGUGUUAAAGUGAAGUGUAGUGCCUGUGUGAAGUGUGACUGUGAAGAAUUUUUUAUGUUAAUCUGGUGUAACUAUCUCUGUUGCUCCUGUGUAAAAAUAUGGUCAGUCUGGUUUAAACUAUCCUUGACGCUCAGGCUUACAUAAAUAUGGUAUAUAAUAUCAUUUAUAUGCAAUACAUGUCAACAAGCAAGCGACAGUAAAGUCUAGGUUAAGUUCAAAUGACCUAAAUUAUCUCCGCAAGGAUAGGUUAGACUGGUAAUGUAGGAAAUUCUUUUCAGUUUGCAAACUUAUUUUAGUGGAAUAGUGAAACGGGGAAUGCGAUAAUGUAUCGUGAGUGAUUGUGAAUGCAUAUGGUUAAUUGAAAUUGGACUAGGUAUCAUAGUUAGUUGAAGUAUCUUAAUUUGAUAGGACUUGUUUAUGACAUUGGCAAAUUUAAUUAUUUGUCUGGAUAUUGUCGUAAUUAUGUCUGUCUGAACUAGUGUCAUUGUUUGAGGAGUUUUAUAGCUUUUUUGAUGGGAUUUCUAACUUCAUAAGAGAUGCAACUAAAAAUCUCCAUUUAUUAUGACACUGAAACAAUUUUGUCAAUAUAUUUUCAUGUAUAAUCUCACUGGAUUGUUAUUUAUAUUUUUUAUGAGACAAAUAAAUUAUGGACAAGGGUUUUUACAGUUUGCUUCAAAAGGUAACUGCUCAUUUAUAAUAACCAACAAAAUGUAAUUAUCUGAUGAUUACCUUAAAAUAAGAUUAAUACAAUGUUUUAUUAUGUAUUUAUAGUUAAUAUUAUGUAGUUUAUCAAAACACUGUGGUGCCUUUGCAUUUUAUAAUUUCCGAUUGAGUAUCUCACAAAUUAUGAUGAUAUUUUAAAAUAAUAGUUUUGGUUAAUCAAGUGAAUUGUGAUGUUGGUUUUUAAAAUGGGCUCUUAAAAUACUACAUAUUAAAUUUGGUUUGUCUCGUAAAUAUUAUAAGUAUUAUUCUGGUUUCUCUGCGACAACACAUAAGCUCUCAACAAAAUAUAUAUUGUUAUUAAAUACAUUUGACGUGCUGCAUUAUAAAAGGGUUUGUACUUGUGCUUUUAUAAACAAAAAGUUAUAAGAUACAACAUUAAACUUAUUAAUUUAUACAUAAAAAAACUUGAAUUCUUGAAUCUUGUAUGAAUUUCCAAUUAAUUCAACUGAUUAUUUUUUUGAUACUUUAUAUAAAAAAUAUUUAAUUGUUUAUGUGCUGGACCACUAUUUUUAUUUGAUUUGGUAUGGAGAUAAUUGAUAAUUUUAAUUUUACAAUGAUAAUAGUGCCAAUGUAGGUGUUUUUAAGAUUAAGGUAAGGGCACAAAAACAACAAUUGUGUUUUAAUUAUUGACACUUAAUAAUAGUAAAUAAAUUAAAUUUUAAGUGCCUA